This is a messenger RNA of Drosophila gunungcola (fruit fly), 1812 nucleotides long. RefSeq names its product conserved oligomeric Golgi complex subunit 8 (gene Cog8). NCBI's taxonomy places the organism in Eukaryota, Metazoa, Arthropoda, Insecta, Diptera, Drosophilidae. The transcript has 5 exons. Gene Ontology annotation, cellular component: COG complex. The record is from RefSeq and is a predicted model, not a curated record. Gene Ontology annotation, biological process: intra-Golgi vesicle-mediated transport. The coding region runs from base 64 to 1764 and encodes 566 amino acids.
GUAGACGACAACAAAUUUUAUACUUUCCGAAUCGAGAUUCAAGAAGUUUUAAACCAAAUUCGAAUGGAUUUUCCGGACAAAAUGGACAUGGAGAAUGAGAGGGUGCUGAAGCUGAUAUUUCCCGACGGAGUGCCGGACAACUUGCGUGGCAAUCCGGAACUGGACAACUACCUGGCCAAACUGGGCACCUGCAAGGUGGAACAGCUGAAGAAGGAGCAGACGCGCCUGGCGGACGAGGCUCGCAGCAUCCUGGAGCAGACACAGGACCUGGCCAUCUCCAACUACCGGACCUUCAUCACGACGGCGGAGAACUCACGCUCGAUUUUCAGUGAGUUCCUGCGCUCGGAGCAGCAACUGGACACGCUGGUGGGCAAGCUGCCCGACUUGAGUGCGCAGUGCGAGCGCUUCCUGCUGGACUCCGCCGAGCUGAACGAGCAGCGGCGCCUCAACUCCAUCACGCUGCAGAAGAACGCCCAGCUGCUGGAGGUCCUAGAACUGCCGCAGCUCAUGGAGCGCUGCAUCCGCGAGGGUCGCUACGAGGAGGCCCUCGAGCUGGCCGCCUACGCCACCCGGCUGGGCCAGCACCAGGGACACAUUCCCGUGGUCAAAAGCAUUGUGCGCUCGGUGGAGGCCCUGUGGCACACCAUGCUGGUCCAGCUGGUGUCCCAACUGCGCACGGACCUGCAGCUGCCCAAGUGCCUGCAGAUCGUGGGCUAUCUGCGCCGCAUGCAGGCCUUCGGGGACAACGAGCUGCGACUGAAGUUCCUGCAGGCCAGGGAUGCCUGGCUCACCUCCUGUCUGGAAGCCAUUCCCACUUCAGAUGCCCAGCAACACCUGUCCAAAACCAUCGAGAUCACGCGCAUUAAUCUCUUUAACAUCAUCACCCAGUACCGGGCUAUUUUUCCCGAGGAGGAGGGUACCUCAAAGAUCCAGACUUCGUUAAGACCGCUGCAGGGCGUCAGUUGUAAUGGCGACCGACUCUUCCAGGCCUGGUUGCACAAUAAGAUCAAUGACUUUCUGGAGACGCUUAAGAAAGAUCUUGAGCUGGGAGUGGGCUCCGUUGAGACGGUGCUGGGCCAGUGCAUGUAUUUCGGACUAUCUUUCAGUCGCGUGGGCGCUGAUUUCCGAGCCCUGAUGGCCCCCAUUUUCGUUGGCGUGAUCCGGCGUCGAUUCGAGAGCAGCGUGGAGCAGGUGAACGAGCAGUUCGAGCGGGAGCUGGAGCGCUUCACGCUGAUCAACAAGGUGGCAAUGCAUUCGCAUGCCCGCAAGCAGGUGGAUCCCGAGCAGGAGACUUUCGCGCCACCGGAAACCCUGUUGGAUUUCUAUCCGCUGGCCGCUCUGUGCAAUGGCUAUCUGGGUGCCUUGAACGAGUUGCGGCUGUGUGCUCCGCUGGCCCUGGCCACGGAUGUGACCCGCUGUUUGCAGCACUCCCUGCAAAUGGCCGCCCAGCGAGUGCUCGCCUUCUAUCGGCAGGAACAGCAGGCCUUCGCGGGCAGCGAACGGGAGGCGUUCGUCCGGCUCUGCUCGUGCCUGGCCUACGACCUGGUGCCCUAUGUGCAGCGGUGCAUCCACGGCGUCUUCCCGCCGCAGUCGCUCACCGUACACCUGGGAAUUAGCCUGCUUCAGCUGGAACAACAGCAGCUUACCUAUCUGCAGCAGGCUUGCAUUCUGGAGCCCCUGAGGCAUCUGCUGCCCAUCAAGGCGCUGGUGCAGCCGCCGGAAACGAAGCCAAACGUUGCUCAGCCAGUCGCUGCCGAGGGAUGACUUAAACACAAACAACACACAUGGAAACACAACACAAAGGGAAGUAAA